AUGAAGCUCAGCGAAGACGAUCUAUACCGUACCUCGACACAAUUCCGCCAGUGGUCAUUCACAGCCGAGCAGCUGGCCGCUCAGCGCGCGAAAACGAACCUCCAGGCCACUGAGCGCGUCAAGCUCCAUGUUGCGCGACAACGCGCCCAGCGCGCCCAAGCACCAGAAAUCGACAGCACAAGCGGGAACUCGGGCAUCGACACCGGCGCGAACACACCGGAUGCAGUCACGUCAGACAAAGACGUAGACUGCUUCACAGUCGCAGAAGAGUUGGCCUUCUUGGAGGAGUUCUGCGAGCGCACUAUGGCGCUGGGUCAACACUGCAAGUUCAGCGACGGCGCCAUCGCGACUUGCAUACAGUUCCUGCGCCGCUUCUAUCUGUACAACUCGCCCAUGACCUAUCACGCCCAGAACAUCAGCCGGACAGCCAUGUUCCUUGCUGGGAAAUCUGAGAGCGAACACCAGAGUCUGGACAAGUUUGCGGAGGCGAUCUCUUCGGUAAAGACAAAAGUUACACCAGAGCAGAUCUUAGCACCUGAGUAUCUGAUUGUCCAAGCACUACGCUUCAACUUCGAUAUAAAGCACCCAUUCAGAGCGCUCAAAGGCGGUAUGCUCGACCUGAUGAGUGUUGUGAACGGGAGGUAUGAAGGACCAAAUCACAGCCCUCACAAGACCGCUGCGGAUCUGAGUACUGCGUUACAUCAACUACCACGUAAGGCUGGCGGUACGGCAAUGAGAGCAACUACUGGCCAACUCACCGAUCGUAUCAUGGCAGAAUCAUACUCAAAGGCGUCGCAAAUCCUAAAGAAGACCGCCCCUCUUACAGACGUGUACUUCCUAUACACACCAUCCCAAAUUUGGCUUUCAGCAUAUCUGUUAGCCGACGAGCCGCUGGUCUUGUUCUACCUCUCCAUAAAGUUGCCGUCCACAUCACCGAUCUACGACAAAGUCAUCGCUGCUCUUCGGGAAUGCGCUUCAAUACUCUCUUCGCAUCGAUCAUACCGAAAGCUGGAUGCUCUAAAAGACGAGCAAGCGAAUAUGGAUGCAGAGCACAAAUCGGAGAUUAAGAGACUCAUUAAGAAGCUCAGAACCUGUCAAGACCCCGACAAGGUAGACCUUGUCAAGCUCAACCAGGCGCAGAAGCGUGACGCGGUGCAAGGUUCAGAUCUGGAUGAGCACAAGGCUAAGCGCCGGAAGACAGACCGAGAGAACUUCCAAAAAGACUCUGAUGCUUUUUGGGGCCCGGAGCUGCCACAAAAUGGAGACAAGCCUGCGUAG
Molecule: messenger RNA, 1278 nt
Organism: Didymella exigua CBS 183.55
Lineage: Eukaryota; Fungi; Ascomycota; Dothideomycetes; Pleosporales; Didymellaceae
Product: cyclin-like protein
Exons: 1
Coding region: 1-1278 (425 amino acids)
Biological process (GO): regulation of transcription by RNA polymerase II; regulation of cyclin-dependent protein serine/threonine kinase activity
Cellular component (GO): transcription factor TFIIK complex; nucleus
Molecular function (GO): cyclin-dependent protein serine/threonine kinase regulator activity
Source: RefSeq, a predicted model, not a curated record